Messenger RNA from Galeopterus variegatus (Sunda flying lemur), 4270 nucleotides. It is a transcript of the gene MAPK9, whose product is annotated as mitogen-activated protein kinase 9. The record is from RefSeq and is a predicted model, not a curated record. Gene Ontology annotation, molecular function: JUN kinase activity; ATP binding. NCBI's taxonomy places the organism in Eukaryota, Metazoa, Chordata, Mammalia, Dermoptera, Cynocephalidae. Gene Ontology annotation, biological process: JNK cascade; protein phosphorylation. The transcript is spliced from 11 exons. Gene Ontology annotation, cellular component: nucleus; cytoplasm. Bases 52 to 1326 code for a protein of 424 amino acids.
AGGAAUCUGACAACUCUACCAGGUCUUUGGAAUAUUGUAUGACACUACAUCAUGAGUGACAGUAAAUGUGAUAGUCAGUUUUACAGUGUGCAAGUGGCAGAUUCAACUUUCACUGUCCUAAAACGUUACCAGCAGUUGAAACCAAUUGGCUCUGGAGCCCAGGGUAUUGUUUGUGCUGCUUUUGAUACAGUUCUUGGAAUAAAUGUUGCAGUCAAGAAACUUAGCCGUCCUUUUCAGAAUCAAACUCAUGCAAAGAGAGCUUAUCGUGAACUCGUCCUCUUAAAAUGUGUCAAUCAUAAAAAUAUAAUUAGUUUGUUAAAUGUGUUUACACCACAAAAAACUCUAGAAGAAUUUCAAGAUGUGUAUUUGGUUAUGGAAUUAAUGGAUGCUAACUUAUGUCAGGUUAUUCAUAUGGAGUUGGACCAUGAAAGAAUGUCCUACCUUCUUUACCAGAUGCUUUGUGGUAUUAAACAUUUGCAUUCAGCUGGUAUAAUUCAUAGAGAUUUGAAGCCUAGUAACAUCGUAGUAAAAUCAGACUGCACGCUUAAGAUCCUUGACUUUGGCCUGGCCCGGACAGCAUGCACCAAUUUCAUGAUGACCCCCUACGUGGUAACGCGGUAUUAUCGGGCACCCGAAGUCAUCUUGGGCAUGGGCUACAAAGAGAACGUUGAUAUCUGGUCAGUGGGUUGCAUCAUGGGAGAGCUGGUGAAAGGUUGUGUGAUAUUCCAAGGCACUGACCAUAUUGAUCAAUGGAAUAAGGUUAUUGAGCAGCUAGGAACACCAUCAGCAGAGUUCAUGAAGAAACUUCAGCCAACUGUGAGGAAUUACGUGGAAAACAGACCGAAGUAUCCUGGAAUCAGAUUUGAAGAACUCUUUCCAGAUUGGAUAUUCCCAUCAGAAUCUGAACGAGACAAAAUAAAAACAAGUCAAGCCAGAGAUCUGUUGUCAAAAAUGUUAGUGAUUGAUCCGGACAAGCGGAUCUCUGUGGAUGAAGCUCUGCGCCACCCAUACAUUACUGUUUGGUAUGACCCCGCUGAAGCAGAGGCGCCACCACCUCAAAUUUACGAUGCCCAGUUGGAAGAAAGAGAACAUGCAAUUGAAGAAUGGAAAGAGCUUAUUUACAAAGAAGUAAUGGAUUGGGAAGAAAGAAGCAAGAAUGGUGUUGUGAAAGAUCAGCCUUCAGAUGCAGCAGUAAGUAGCAACGCCACUCCUUCUCAGUCGUCAUCUAUCAAUGACAUUUCAUCCAUGUCCACUGAGCAGACACUGGCCUCAGACACAGACAGCAGUCUUGAUGCCUCGACGGGACCCCUUGAAGGUUGUCGAUGAUAAGUUAGAAAUAGCAAACCUGUCAUCGGUGAAGGAACUUUCACUUCCACAAGCCUGAAAUGCUUAGGAGUUGAUGGAACCAAAUAGAAAAACUCCAUGUUCUGCAUGUAAGAAACACGAUGCAUUGCCCCUACUCAGUUCUUAUAGGAUUGCCUGCUUAGAUUAUAAAAUGAAGCAGAUUAUGUCUGAAGAAAAAAAGUGCAAGCCACACUUUUAGCAAUUUUGUCCAAGAUCAUUUCAGGUGAGCAAUUAGAUGAAUUUUUUUGAAGUCGUGUGGUAAUAGUAGUGACAAUUUCUCAUCAUCCGUAACUGUUGGGACUUAUAUGCAUGUGACCACAAAUGCUUGUUUGGACUUGCUGAUCUAGCACUUUGGAAAUCAGUAUUUAAAUGCCAAAUAAUCUUCCAGGUAGUGCUGCUUCUAGAAUUAUCUCUUAAUCCUCCUAAGUAAUUUGGUGUCUGUCCAGAAAGAAUAGAAUUUGUGUGUUAAUUGGCCACCAUAUUAUAUCUUACCCCCUUUUAUGGUAUUAUUUAUUCUAUCUUUUGUAUUUCAGAAGGAAUAUAAUUAAGUCUAUUUAAUAAGUACAAAAUAUAGCUUUUCUUAAAUUUGUGAUGUUUGGGGCUGCAAACUAUCACUGCUAAAACCAAGACACUUAUAUGAACACUCUGUUUUCUCUACAUUGUCUAGUCUGGGACGAGUGUCCAUUCAGCUUUACUGCAUGAUAAAAUUUUCAGUUUUGUGCUGCUUAAGACAUAUAACUUUGAAAUCCUAUCUACCUUAUCUCUUUUUUCUCAAUCUUCUGGACUUAUUUAAACUGCUACCUACAAUUUCACCUUCUUUAUUAGGCACAUAACACUCCAUCUCAAUAAUAUUAUGGCAAAUAGACUCUUGAAUCCAUUGCCUAAUGUUAGAAUAGAAUUUUACAAAAUGAUCACUAAAGAUUAUUGUAAUCAUUUACUAAGUGCUUCCUUCACCAGAGACUGGCUUGGGUUCUUUACUUACCUUCCGUCAUUCAGGUGAAAUUCGUGAUUUCACAAGGCAGCCUUUCCCUUUGCCAAUACCAUGUUCUUAAUCGAUUUUCUUUUUUCACUGAAAGAAACCAGAUAAACCCCCCUUUGGUCUGUUUUAGGAGGCAAGGCUGAUUCAGAAUGCCUGUUUGCUGUUGUUUUCCAUUUUGUGGAGGCAUUUCCUUUGUCUAAGGGAAAGCCAUGAAACUUCUGGGAAAACUCUUCAGAGGGAUAUGAAGGAAAUACCCUAACGAAUAGUAAUUAACUAUUGAAUAUUUUCUGAUUUAAAACUGCUCACCUGAAAUUGAUACUUUCAGACUUUUUGAUAUGUAAAUUAUUCAAACUUUAUUAAGAUACUGAGUAUUCAAGUGUCACUGCAGAAAUGGAGUUAUGAUGAUCACAUUUUGGCUACCUGUGCUCAUAAUGUUUUUUGCCUUGAGCUUAAUUUGUUACCAAUUCAUAUCUUUUGUUCACUUAUCUUGGAAGCUAUUUGGUCAACAUUCUAUAGAAUGUGUUCUGAGGAGGAACUUUGAUAAGAAAGUUAUUAUAAAUAUUAUCUAAAAUGUAUGAUUCUCUUCUGUACCAGUUGUAUCUUAUUGGUUGGUCUUAUCACUGGAAACUGGAACCCUUGAUGAGCAAAAUUAAUAUUGAAAUAAGAAAUAGUUUUAUGUUGUGUCUUUUAGACACUUUCAAGUACAAAAUGGAAAUACUAACUUGGACUGAUGCAGAAACACCUAUUAUAUGGCUUGAGAUUCUUUUAGCCUUGAAGGCCUGAUGGUAUAGUUAAGAAAGUUAUCACUAUACAUAUAUAAACAUCUUAAAAUGGCCUUCUCUCUAAUACACAUUCUUUUAAAAGACUUUAUUUACUAAAUCUAUCUUUAAAAGGAAAAACAAAGAAAAGGGAGAGUUUUAAAAAUGCACUAUCUGCUCUAUGCCAUGUAAAUGCAGCACGCUGAUAAUGAGGGCUCAUUGGGGUCCCACUUACGAGAAGAUGCUUGUAAGUGGAGCAAGGUGCCCCACAGGUUGGCUGUCUGCUCACUCAUUCCUCUGUGCAUUCAGCAAGCCUGUUGUCACGGAUGGAGCCCGUGAUGUGUUUCCUGCAAGACCAUCUUCUGUCAGGUAGAGGAGAGUGCACCUAGGACAGGACACCGAGCUCCGUAGAAAUACCUCACCCCAGUUUUAGGGUCCUCCCUCCUGAGCCUAGAUUUGCCAGGGUCCUGGUGCAAUGCAGAUAGUUUCAAACUGAUCUCUGUGGAUAAAUGCUGAUGUUGCAUAAAGAACAAAAAUGUGCCCAACUUUUUCAUCUUUUCUAUUUUAUUUUUGUAAUUUAUUUUGUACACAACCCUGGAAGUAACUAUUUUGGACAUGUAUUUUUAUAAACCAGGUAAUUUAUUGUUAUCCUGGAAUUUGGACUAGGUUUGUUUCAUUUGUUGGCUUAGUUUUCAGUCAAAAAGGAAAUGACUGUUUCCCCUUUGUCCAGGUCUUAAUUUCAAGUGCAGGUUCUGAAGAGCAGACAGAAUUCUAUCAGAGUAGGAGAGCAGUCUAGAAACACUGGCUAUGCACAUUGAAUCAGUUUUAGGCCUAGAGAUGGAAACGGCUCUGUUCUUAUCUUUGGAAUGCAAAGCUCAGAGCCCCAGUGCUGAAAGGAGAAAGCCCACUGCAGGGCCCCUUGCUGAUACCUAGAGUCCAUUAUUUGAAACACUGAACAGGAAACUGGUUUAAUCCAGAUGUAAUGCUGUAUAAGUCAUGAUAAUGACGUAUGAGUUCAUCUGGUUAAUUUUUAAUGUAACUCCUCCAGUAUUUCAUACUGGUAAUAAAUACAGGUGUGACCUUUCAGAUUGCAUAUCUCAAAAGUAACAUUGCCUAAUGUUUUAUAAUAAAAUAUAUUAUGUGUGUUUUGAUUGGUGAAAAUAAUACAGACUACAUUUUCAAAAAGAAA